UCCACGUGUUUUAAACGAAACUGUAGCGGAUGUGGUGGCGUCGUUAUUAUUCACCAGAAAGCAUGUGAGAGACACAACUAACGUAGCAGGAAUAACGAUCAUCAAACUGAUUUUUUAUCAUUUAAUUUUGACUGAUUUGUGGCACUAAAAUGCCACUGCGAAUGAUUCUCGCUGUAACAGGGAUUUUUACCACGGUCCUUCUGUCCUAUUUUGGAGUGUCCAGCGGAUUAACAGGACAUGUUUGCAACAGAACAGAAGAGAGGAACUUCACAAGAAGUGUACUACAGUAUCGAUAUUGUAGAUAUUACAGAUCAUGUGGAUUCUGGGGUUGGAGCAGAUGUGCUAGAUACUACUCCUGCAGUACAUACAGCCUAGAAUAUGACUCGUUCAACGUGACAGUACAGUACUGCUGUGAGGGGUGGUCUGCAGGAGCCAACGCCACAAACACUAGUAGCUGCGACAUACCCGUUUGUGCGGAGGGGUGUGAGAAUAACGGUGAAUGUAUAGCUCCCGACACCUGUAAAUGCCAGCCGCCUUACCACGGACCUACCUGUAACGAAACCUAUGACCCCUGUCAAAUCAACACGGAACUCGCGGUUGGUUAUGAGAGGAGCACAAAUAAUACGAACUUCACCGCAGACCCAAAAUGUGACUCUACCCUGCUUAGGACCUGGUAUGAGAUAGGCCACUCCGCCAUUUUUCAUAUGCCAACAACCUGUCCUGGGUCGCCGGCUUGUGGGACCACUGGACCUGUUUGGGUGAAUACAACCAACACCUCUAUACAAGCGGGUGCCAUGGUAACCUUAGAGGCAUGUGUUGGGUCUCCUGACAGCUGCUGUGAGUCCUUACUGCCAGUGCAAAUUAAGAAUUGCACAGACUUUAUGGUCUACUAUCUUAGUCCGACGGUGACAUGUCCACAAGCCUAUUGUUUUGAGGUCGCCCCCUGCGUUGAUUGUAACAAAACAGUAUGCCCAGAUGGAUACCAAUAUGACUUCAAAGCGGCAAGUUGUAAAGAUAUAAAUGAAUGCGCUGUCAAUAACGGCGGUUGUAGUGACAUUUGCAGUAAUACCAUCGGCUCCUACCAUUGCGAAUGUAACGAGGCUGAUUUUAUGCUUGGAUGCGAUGUUCACACCUGUCAAGUUUUUGACCCUUGUCAAAUCAACACUGAACUCACGGUGGGUUUUGAGAGGAGCACAAACAAUACGAACUUCACUGCAGACCCUAAAUGUGACUCUACACUGCUUAGGACCUGGUAUAAGAUAGGACACUCCGCCAUUUUUCACCUGCCUACCACCUGUCCUGGGUCACCUGCUUGUGGGACCACUGGACCUAUUUGGGUGAAUACAACCAACACAUCUGUACCAGCGGACGCCAUGGUAACCUUAGAAGCAUGUGUUGGGUCUACUGACAGCUGCUGUGAGUCCUUGCUUCCAGUGCAAAUUAAGAAUUGCACAGAAUUUAUGGUCUACUAUCUAAGUCCGACGGUGGAAUGUCCACAAGCCUAUUGUUUUGAGGUCACCCCAUGUGUUGAUUGUAACAAAACGGUAUGCCCUGAUGGAUACCGAUAUGACUCCAAAACGGCAGAUUGUGAAGAUAUAAAUGAAUGCGCACUAAAUAACGGUUGUUGUAGUGACAUUUGCAUUAACACCAACGGCUCCUACCACUGCAAAUGUAAAGAGGCUGGUUUCUCGCUUGGAAUCGACGGUCAAACUUGUCAAGAUAUAGAUGAAUGCGCUGUCAAUAACGGGAAUUGUAGUGAUGUUUGCAGUAAUACCAUCGGCUCCUACCAUUGUGAAUGUACCGAGGCUGGUUUCUUGCUGGCGGGCGAUGGUCAAACUUGUCAAGGUUUGUAG
This is a messenger RNA of Lingula anatina, 1853 nucleotides long. RefSeq lists its product as uncharacterized. NCBI's taxonomy places the organism in Eukaryota, Metazoa, Brachiopoda, Lingulata, Lingulida, Lingulidae. Gene Ontology annotation, molecular function: calcium ion binding. Gene Ontology annotation, biological process: cell-matrix adhesion. The record is from RefSeq and is a predicted model, not a curated record.